UGUGCUAGCCGGUACCAUCAAGUGUUCUGUAAGGUUUUAAAUUAUUUUUUUUCUAAAUAUUUUGAUUUGAAAAUACCAAAAUUUCAGGAAUCUACGAACAAACAAAAAAUCAGACAAAAUGGCAACAAAAGGCACACUUUUCGGCAGUCUCUUCACAAAAACCUUACAAGCCCAAAAGCGAGUGGUUUCAACAUCCGCCACAAAGCGGCAAUCGAUCGCAUUAAAAGAAAUAGCACCGAUCACACGACCGUUCCAAAAGGUGUUAGAGAAUAUAAACCGAUUAAAACUCCUCAAAUCAUCUAACGAGGAACCAAACAUACAAACUUCAGCGAAAGUCAAACCUUUCGAGAAAAUCCCCGGACCAAAAGGACUUCCAAUUAUAGGCACACUGUUAGAUUACACCAAGAAAGAUGGAUAUCGCUUCGACAAACUGUUUGAGGUAUUUACAGAAAAAUCUCUCCAAUAUGGACCCGUUUUUAAAGAACAAAUAGCUAAUAUGACAACGGUUGUUAUCACUGAUCCUUUCGAGUACAAAAAGGUCAUAAGGGCAGAGGGCAAGUAUCCAAAGCGACGUGUCCUCGAUCCAUGGUUCCUGUAUCGUGAAAAGAACAAGAUGGGACAAGGCCUUGUAAACGCCCAAAGUUCUGAGUGGCACAAGUACCGGUCUGUCACUGCGAAAAGGAUGCUGAAAACAAAGGAAGUGUUAGAAUAUUGCACAAGUAUGGACAGGGUGGCAGAAGACUUCAUCACACACCUCUCCAAUCUCAGAAAUCAACAAAACGAAGUUGUCGGCAUUGAAAAUGAAUGCUUUAAAUGGGCCAUGGAAUCUGUGGGUACCUUUCUCUUCAAAACCAGAUUAGGUUGUUUUGGACCAAAUCCUCCAACCCAAGCACUAGAGUUUAUAAAGCAUCUACAAGGCCUUUUUCAUUAUAUGCAAAUACUGCUAUAUAGUUCUCCAAUUUACCAGAUAAUUCCCACAAAACCAUGGAAACAAUAUGAAAAUCACUGCGACAACGUAAUGCGAAUUGGCAGAUCAUACAUAGACAAGAAAGUGGCUGAAAUCCAGAAGAACCCUACCAAGGAGGGUGAGAAGUCGGCAUUUAUAGAGUAUAUGAUAAACCAGGAGUCGCUGUCCGAGAAAGAAGCCUUGUCCACCUGCACUGACGUCCUUGUCGGUGCCACAGAAACGACAACGAGUGGUACUCUCUGGGCGAUGUACUGUCUGGCCAAAAACCCACUCAUCCAAGAGAAAUUAUACGAAGAAACAAAAAGAGUUUUACCAAACAACGAAGCUAUUACCCCCGAAAAACUUUCUCAACUGCAUUACGUCAAAGCGGUCAUUAAGGAAACGUUUAGGUUAUAUCCCCUCACCUUUACCCUUAGCAGGUACAUAGAAGAGGACCUAGAGGUCGGAGGUUACUCCCUUCCAGCAGGGACCCAUGUUCAGGCCAAUCUGUAUGGCAUGUUUCGAGACAGCAAAUUCUAUCCGGACCCAGAAACCUUCAAACCAGAAAGAUGGUUAAAGGAAAGUGACAUGGAUAAGGAAUUGAAAGGAUUUUCGAACCUUGUCUGGGGUCACGGUGCCAGAAUGUGCAUAGGGCGAAGAUUUGCAGAACAGGAAAUGCACAUUGUUUUGACAAAGAUUAUACAGAACUUCAAGAUUGAGUACAACCACGGAACAGUGGAGCCCGUGUUGAAUAUGGUGAUGAACUCCGAUCGUCCUCUUCUGUUUUCGUUUAUUCCAAGGUCCUCAGUGACUAUCUGCAUGAAUUGUAAACCUUCAUAUAAACCUAAAGUGGAGCACAAAAUUAAUGGUCGUCAAUACAGAUUCCCUCCUUAA
Messenger RNA from Saccostrea cuccullata (small rock oyster), 1840 nucleotides. Its product is annotated as cytochrome P450 10-like. The coding region runs from base 119 to 1840 and encodes 573 amino acids. Gene Ontology annotation, molecular function: oxidoreductase activity, acting on paired donors, with incorporation or reduction of molecular oxygen; iron ion binding; heme binding. NCBI's taxonomy places the organism in Eukaryota, Metazoa, Mollusca, Bivalvia, Ostreida, Ostreidae. The record is from RefSeq and is a predicted model, not a curated record. The transcript has 13 exons.